Salmo salar (Atlantic salmon) is the source of this 1700-nucleotide messenger RNA. Its product is annotated as thiosulfate sulfurtransferase/rhodanese-like domain-containing protein 2. Lineage: Eukaryota; Metazoa; Chordata; Actinopteri; Salmoniformes; Salmonidae. The record is from RefSeq and is a predicted model, not a curated record.
UUCGUUUAAUGUUUUAUUUGCUGACAUAAGUAAAAGAAGGCAUGGGGGCUAGCUUCAACUGCAUGCUAGGUAACAUCGUUAUUAUCAUCUUAGCAAAUAACGUUAUCACUCUAGAAAAGGUCUAGCCACAGAAAGAAGAGGGGACAUGAUGACAACCGAUGAUAUGGCUUGCAAUGAGUUAAUUAACAUAGAUGUUGACACCCUUGCCCCCUAUGAUUUUAAACAAGAAAAACUCAAACUUUCUGCAACUCUACGAAAGUACUACUCAUUCUGUAAGAGGAGGACAUUUGGAACAUUUGUGGCAUCCAAAAGAGCUUCAAUAACAGUUUGGAAUUGCUGUGGCCAGACCUUCAAGGAACUUUCUUCCAUCCACAAACAUGUGGCAAGGACUCAUGACACUGACAUUCACCAGCUUACCCAGUCCACAUUUGAGGUUUUACUGAGCCAGAUUGAGAAAGAAGCCACUUCGCAACAACAAUCAACAGAGAAAGAGCCCGUGGACAUUUCCUCCUGGAUACCUGACACCAGUCACAUCACUGGUGACCAGCUACACAAUGGCCCAGGCGAGGUUCUUCUGCUCUACUGCUACUGUCAGCUGGCAGAUCCACAGCUCAUCUGUGCUUGGCAAAAGGCCCUUUGUGAAAAACUCCAGUUAACUGGCAAGGUGAGGGUGGCAACUGAGGGGAUCAAUGGAACAGUUGGAGGCACAAAAGUGGCGACUAGCUUGUACAUCAAGGCAAUGUGCUCCCAUCCAAUCUUCAAUAUAAUGAAAAAAGAAGAUUUUAAGACCAGCAAUGGGGGCGCAGAGUGUUUUUGUGACCUGAGGGUUGGAGUCUACAAGGAAAUAGUGCCAAUGGGAGUGGACCCUGAUGCCCUCUCUUACAGUCUAGCAGGUACUCACUUGGAACCUGAAGAAUUCCACAAAGAAGUGGAGGCACUUUUGUCAAAAGGUGACUCUUGCAAUGAUACAAUACUGCUGGACUGCCGGAACUUCUACGAGAGUAGAAUUGGCCAGUUCAGCCAGUGUUUGGCCCCUAACAUCCGAAAAUUCAGUUACUUCCCCGAUUACGUUGACCAGAACCUUGACCUCUUUCGAGACAAGAAGGUCCUUAUGUACUGUACCGGCGGCAUUCGUUGUGAACGCGGCUCAGCCUAUCUCCGCUCAAAACAUGUGUGUAAAGAAGUUUAUCAGCUGAAAGGUGGCAUUCAUAAGUACCUGGAACAAUUCCCUGAGGGCUUCUAUCGCGGCAAACUGUUUGUGUUUGACGAGCGCUUUGCAAUCUCCUCCAACAGUGACAUCAUCUCAGAGUGUAGGUACUGCAAUUCUCCGUGGGACCAGUACCAGCUAUGCUCCACCCACUUCUGCUGCCAGCUGGUCCUUUCCUGCUCUGCCUGCAGACAGGGGGGCCACACUGCCUGCUGCCCCAUCUGCCAGACCAAGGGCAAGGGAGAAGAGUCCUCCGCCACACCUCCACAGAGAGAGGAGUGCGAGUGCACAGCCAUGCGGCCCAGGAUCCCCCAGGAUGCAUUGUGAUGUGACAUAACCAGUUAAAAAAAGUUCAACAGCGCUAAGCAGAGACCUUACAAGGAGCUUAACCCAUGCAUGUAUUUUAAAUGGUCAAUCCUUAUUCAAUAGACUCAAAUGUGAUUGUGGUGACAAUCGGCUUGUGCCUAUUUUAAAUAAAGAAAUCCUCAACAGA